Ipomoea triloba (trilobed morning glory) is the source of this 1527-nucleotide messenger RNA. RefSeq names its product GDSL esterase/lipase At5g14450-like. Bases 173 to 1420 code for a protein of 415 amino acids. Gene Ontology annotation, molecular function: hydrolase activity, acting on ester bonds. The record is from RefSeq and is a predicted model, not a curated record. NCBI's taxonomy places the organism in Eukaryota, Viridiplantae, Streptophyta, Magnoliopsida, Solanales, Convolvulaceae. The transcript has 5 exons.
GUUUUUCUUUUUCAUCUUUUAAAAGAAAAAUAUGGUUAACCUGAGCAGUUUGGGCAGUUAGUAAUAUUGUUAAUCCAACUGUAAGUCAAAAGAUGCCAACUGCUAAAGAAAUCCCAUCUCCAAAUCUCCAAUUCUUCCCCUCUCCCAACCUGUCAGAUGUGACUGAAGAGAUAUGGAUCGUCGCAGAGUGAGAUCGAUUUUCACAUCUCAAUUUUCAUUCUAUCAUAGGAAUAUGAUUCUCAUAGUUGGCAUUGUUCUAGCUGUUGCUGCUACAGCUACACUGUCUUUCUUUCAGUUUUCUAGGAGCCAGAAGAUCAGAUCUCCUCGAGUUCAAUCCACCAGAAGCAGUUGCCAUAUUCCUGCAAUUUUCAACUUUGGAGAUUCAAAUUCUGAUACUGGUAGCUCAUCUGCAGCUUUUGCUCGAGUUCGCCCUCCAAAUGGCAUGACUUUCUUUGGAAAACCUUCAGGCCGAGUCUCUGAUGGCCGCCUCAUCAUUGACUUCAUAGCUGAGAAACUGGGAUUGCCAUACUUGAGUGCAUUUCUGGAUUCCAUAGGAACCAAUUUCACACACGGUGCAAACUUUGCAGUGGGCGGAGCAACUAUUCAGCAAAGCAAUGCAAAGAUGUUUGGUGUAGGCUUCAGUCCUUUGUCUCUUGACAAACAGCUUUCCCAGUUUGAACAACUGAGAAUGCGCUCUGCAGAAUUUUCUGAACAAGCCAAGGACAAAGAUGUUAAAUGUAAGUUGCUGCCCGAAGAAGAUGAGUUUUCGAGGGGUCUGUAUACGAUGGAUAUGGGACAGAAUGACCUGCAUUAUUUGUUGACAUCCAUGACAGAAGAAGAAGCGAAAAAAUCCAUAAGUUCUGUCAUCGAUCAAUUUGCAGUGGCUGUAGAGAAACUCCACGAGCUAGGCGCGAGGGCGUUUUGGAUCCACAACACAGGCCCCAUUGGCUGCCUGCCUUUCUUAGCUCUCGUCGAAUCUCCAGCAAAACCAAAAGAUCAAAACGGGUGCGUGAAGGCUUACAACAACAUGGCUCAGGAGUUCAACAGACAACUUAAAGAACGAGUCUACAAACUCCGCCAUCACCUCCAGAACUCGACAAUCACCUACAUCGACAUCUACUCUGCUAAAUACGACCUGAUAAGCAACGCCACAGACUAUGGCUUUCGAAAUCCAUUGGGGUAUUGCUGUGGAAAAAUUAAUGUGUUAACAUGUUGGGCAGAUAUGACAGUGAAUGGCACUAAAGUUUUUGCAGAUAGUUGCAAUAACCCUUCAGAGUAUAUUAGCUGGGAUGGCAUUCAUUACACUGAAGCUGCAAAUAAAUGGGUGGCUAACCAUAUUGCUGAUGGCCUGUACUCUGACCCUCAAAUUAGUAUUAUUGGAGCUUGUGAUCUGUCUUAUAACUCUCAAAAUAAAACAUAAGCCAAGGGUGGGAAAACAUGAACACCGACUCUGCUGGGGAUCGAACCCAGAAUCUCUGGUUCCGUAGACCAGCGCCUUAUCCAUUGGGCCACAGAGUCAUGUGCAAA